This is a messenger RNA of Mya arenaria, 2460 nucleotides long. Its product is annotated as monocarboxylate transporter 12-like. Gene Ontology annotation, molecular function: monocarboxylic acid transmembrane transporter activity. The record is from RefSeq and is a predicted model, not a curated record. The transcript has 5 exons. Gene Ontology annotation, biological process: monocarboxylic acid transport; transmembrane transport. Lineage: Eukaryota; Metazoa; Mollusca; Bivalvia; Myida; Myidae. The coding region runs from base 218 to 1699 and encodes 493 amino acids.
UUUCUGAAACUCGUUUUCCAAUUUUCAGAAAAAGAAUAAUGAGUUUGUUCGUUUGUUAUACUAUGCAUGGCUUUGCAUACUGGGUCGACUUGGAUUAAUUACUUUUUUUUAUUUCGAGUCGUGUCUAAGCAUUAUAUGGUUUAACAUUCAUUAAUUAUUCAUUAAAUGAACGGUUGCAUAACAAAACAUAAGUACGUGAAUCAUAUAUAGCAACAAUAUGACACCCAAAGAUCGCGGGUGGGCAUGGAUGGUUUUAUUGGGUAUCACCUUGGAGAUGGGGCUUAUUAUCGGGAUGCAGAAGUCUGCGGGCAUCCUGUUUGUAGCAAUCCAGGAGCGAUUCCACUCCUCGUCAGCCUUGACCUCCCUUCUGUCCACAAUCCAGUUCCUGUCGUACUGCUUAACAUCUCCUUUUGUUAUGACUGUCGGGUUAAAGUUUCUCAGUUGCCGAGCUUUCGUUAUGGCUGGGAGUCUUCUGCUGUGCGUUGCCUACACAAUCACCUCUGUUGCUAGAAACUUUCAAGUGGUUAUGUUUUCUCAAGGAAUUUUACAAGGUAUUGGUAUAGCAUUUAUUUUGGGACCAUCGUUGUCAAUGAUUGGACAAUACUUUGACAAAAAAAUCGGACUUGCAAACUCCGUGGCAAUUAGCGGUGUUUCCAUUGGAGGCCUUAUAUUUGCGCCACUGAUAACAUACCUUUUCAAAGAAUACGGUUUCCAUGGUUGCCUGUUGCUGUUGGGUUCAUUUCUAUUCCACGGCUGUAUAAGCGGUGCUUUAAUGCGGCCGAUUACAUUUUAUGACGACGUGUUUAACAAAGAGCCUCGGCAAUCAUCAGAGAAUGAAAUAGAACUUUCAAGUUUGACACAAGGUAAACAAAAUGGAGAAAAUGAGUUUGGUGCACAUGAAAAACUCAUGUGUCAUGCGCAUAGCGACACAAACGACGAUGCGGAAGACAAACCAUGUAACGAUGAUAACAAUGAAACAAACUAUCGUGUCGACGGUGUACACAUACCAAUGACAAAGAAUAAAGAACAAAACUGUGUUAAUGGAAACGAUAAGGACAAGGCGAAACAAAACGGAGUCUUGAAGUCGCUUAAAGAUUUAUUUGACAUAAAGGUCUUAACAAAUCCUAUGUUCUUGGCAUUUGAAUUAUCCGCUAUAUUUCUUGGACCAAGUAGUAUGAUAUGCCCGUUAUAUGUUGCACCAUAUGCAGCAGAAAAUGGAAUAGACAAAAACAGUAUAGCUGCAUUAGUGACAUUCUACAGUACAUCGGACUUGUUGUCUAGAAUAGCUAUAGCCAUUUUUGCCGACAGGAAAUAUUUCAGACGUUCUACCAUGGUAGCUGUAUCGUCAACCAUCGUCGGGAUAUCAGGAAUGUUCUUGCAUUUGUAUACAACGUACGUAAGCCUAGUUAUAUAUUCCAUCAUUUUGGGACUAUUUAGUGGAGUCUACCUUUCGCUAUAUUGUGCAAUCGUCGUGGAUUUUCUCGGACAAGAUUUGUUAAACAGUACCCUCGGUUUCACGUUUUUAUUCUCCGGACUGAUGGAGGCAUUAUCGUUUUACCUUGUUGGAUUGGUGAGGGACAAGACUGGAUCCUACGUUUAUUCUUAUUAUUUGCUGUGUUCGAUGUGUAUAUUUGGUGGAUCGGUAAUGGCCGUGCUACCUUUAAUUAAUAAACAUUUGAAGUUUCGCGAAAAGAGAUGAAACAAGUACCUAAGCAAACUAAGGAACUUUUCAACACAAUUUUACAAGAUUUACUGAUUUUCUCCGAACAUGAAUAAAUAAAUUUGUGACCGAAAAGUCGUCGGAAAUAAAAGUUUUAAAACGCGUUUAUAUAAUAUACUUAUAAUGGAGAUUUAAAAAUACUCCUAUGUUUUAUUUAUUUGGAAAAUGUGUUAAGACUGUACGGCUAUGUGUUUUCAAAUUCCCUUAAUGAUAAAACGAUAAACGAUCGAGCUGCGCUUACAACUUGACCAUUGGAAGCAGUUUGUUUGGCGGGUGAUAUUCUAAGGCUCGGUUUCUAUUUGGUGAAAUUUACUUUGUGGAAUGAGGCGGACUAAGGCAAUGGUCAGUCAGUGAUUCAAAAUCUUGAAAAGCUAAAUCAGUAUGCACGAUACUAUUUGAGUCUCAGAGUCAACUUGACAUUGUUUACGUUCACUUGUUUUCUAAACACUUGGCUUUUAAAUUAAUUCUCUGGCAUGAAGAAAGAACCGAUUCUAACACGGUAGGUCAUUAAAUCAUCGCCCAUUUUGAAAAUACUUAAUAGUUAACAAAUAUUUGCACAGGUAAAACAUAUUGCCGCCAUGAUACAUAUUCUUACAAACAAACAUAAAAAGAAAGAAAAAAACGAGUAAUGUUGCAAGUUAUAACAUUUGUAAUAGCCCUUACCAUAAUAAAGCAUUGUCAAGUGUCCGCUACAGAGUUUGUUCACAUGGUGACCCUAGGGACAAAACUGGCCCCUCCCU